Messenger RNA from Pleuronectes platessa (European plaice), 2371 nucleotides. RefSeq names its product CLN6 transmembrane ER protein a (gene cln6a). The coding region runs from base 138 to 1058 and encodes 306 amino acids. The transcript is spliced from 8 exons. NCBI's taxonomy places the organism in Eukaryota, Metazoa, Chordata, Actinopteri, Pleuronectiformes, Pleuronectidae. The record is from RefSeq and is a predicted model, not a curated record.
AAGCAGGAAGUGAAGGGUGGUUGUGUGUGUUGCUGUCAGAAAGAAGGAAGAAGAAGAGGAAGAAGAAGAAAACAUGGAGGAAAGUACAAGAGCUGCAUGAAUCUUUAUUCAAACCCAGAGAAGAAACGAUCCACAACAUGGGGACUCCGCGGAGAAGAAACGGAAUCGAGCCGGGAAGGAAACCCCCGAGCGCUCCUAGUGGUGUGAAGGAAAAUGUGCCACAGAAGAAGAAGCAGAAGAAGCAGCACUUCCACUCGGACCUGUGGUUCCUUCUCACUCUGCAGAACUGGAUACUGGACUUUGGAAGGCCCAUCGUCAUGAUCGUCCUUCCUCUGGAAUGGUUUCCUCUGAACAAGCCCAGUGCUGGAGACUAUUUCCACAUGGCCUACAAUGUCAUCACACCAUUCCUACUGCUCAAGCUGAUCGAGCGCAGCCCCCGUGCGCUGCCUCGCUCUGCAGUCUACGGCUGCAUUAUCUUUUUUGUCAUGGGAGCCAGCAUCCACCUGGUGGGAGACUCCGUCAACCACCGGCUCGUCCUCAGCGGCUACCAGCUCCACCUGUCCGUCAGAGAGAACCCCAUCAUCAAAGACCUUAAACCUGCUUCACUGAUUGACUCCUUUGAGCUGCUGUAUUUGUAUGAUGAACAGCUGGGACACUGGAUGUGGUAUAUCCCUUUCUUCAUCAUCCUGUUCAUGUACUUCACCGGCUGCUUCACUGAGACAGAGGAAAAGAAAAAGGUUCCUUGGACUGGUUGGCUGUUGCUGUUACCCAGCGCUCUCUACUAUUGGUACUUGGUGACCGAAGGACAAAUCACUGAACUUUUCCUCUUCACCUUCCUUGCCAUGGUGGCUGUGGUGAUACACCAGCGGCGUAAAGGCCUCGGCCCGGACAGCAAUGGCCUGUUCCUGCUCUGGAGUUUCGGCGUUACCCUGGUCCUGAUGGCGCUGUGGGUGCUCUACCUCUGGAGAGACCCGGUGCUACGCAACAAGUACCCCGGACUCCUUUACAUGCCAGAGCCCUGGUCCUACUACACCUUGCACAUCAAGAAUAACCACUGACCUGCACCUGAGACAGAUUUCCUUUGGCAGAGACAGCGGCUGCACUCGACUCAUGAGGAUCAUUAAUGUGCACCAACGUCAGAGGAGACAGGUUCCCUCCUGCAGGCAGCAGCACCUGCACUGAUACACAGACUUUAACAGGUUCAAACUGUGAGGCUCGGUGAAAAGUCGGUCUCACUUUGCAGAUGCGAUCACUUCUGCUCAACCUGGACUAUGAUACAUGUCAUAAACCAGCACUGCCCGUCACAGGAAGUGUUUUAAAUCCGCCCCAAUGGGAAUGUUAAUUCUAAAGGUCCAGCAUGUAAGAGUAAGGUGAAGGGGAUAUAUUGGCAGGAAUUGAAUAUAAAAUGAUCCUAGUAAUGUUUUCACUCGUGUGUUUAAUCUGGAUUGUAUGAAAUGUUGUUUUCUUUACACUAGAAUGGGACCUUUUAUAUUUAAAUACUUUAUAUUUACAUCAGGAGCGGGUCAUGUUUUUUUUACAGUAGCCCAGACUGGACAAACUAAACACCCUUUGAGUUUUUACGAUAACUGAAGCUUCCACAGGUUCUCCUUCAUGUUUGGAAGGAGAGGGUGAGGUGAGGGGUAUUCAGCUGUAACAUGACAAUUCACCACUAGGUGUCACUAAAUCCUACACACCGAACCUUUAAUUGAAGGUUUAAAACCAGUGUUGGGAUGCUAACAUCCUCAAGGCUAAUCUGAGCUGUUUAGUUACAAAUGAAAGAAAAGGAUUUUUUUUCUUAAUAGAAUCCCACUUUUUUAAGAAAACACCGGAUAUUAUUGUAGCUACUUUCAGAGACGACGGGGGGGGGUGAUCCUGUAAAGAACAUGUGGUUUGUGUGUGAAGUCCUGCUGAUUUUUAUACUGUCGGUGUUUGUUUAUCACAUGUCCCAAAUACUACUGUGUAUUUAUACCAUGAAGUGUUUACACCAUGUCCGAAUGAAGUCAGGGCUCAUUUGUAUGUAAGCAAGAGAAGAUUGUACUGUAUUGUUUCUCUGCUGUUUGGGAAUCACAGGAUGUUUUGACAGAUUACUGGUAAACACCUACUUUACUUUAAUCAUAAAAGUAAAUAGGUGUCGCCUCAGGCCCUUGUACAGCCUGCGGCUCUUUGAGUCUUUGGUCAGAUCCCAACUAGUAGAAACACAGAUCAUCAAUGACACAUGUGACCUUUUUAUACCUUUUAUACCUUUUUUUUUUUUUUAUCACAAAAUAAAAUAUGACUUAAAAAUUUGAAAACAAAUGUACAACAAAUUUUGCAAAAACCACCCGUACAGUCCUGUAAUGACUCUUGAUUAAACAUGAGAACUGACAUUCUA